GUUGUCUAGGAUGGCUUGUAAAAAUCCGAAGAAGUUCUUUCCAAUUUGCAAUUCUCCGAUUCUUCGAGAUGGAGCUCUUAAGGGAAAAGUAGCUUUAGUCACCGGUGGAGGCACUGGAAUCGGCAAAGCAAUCGCUACAACAUUUGCACAUUUGGGAGCAUCUGUUGCUAUUGCUGCACGUAGAAUGGAGAAAUUAGAGCAAACUGCGGAGGAGAUUAUGAAGACAACUGGUGGAAUAUGUGAACCAUUCCGGAUGGAUAUUAAAGAUCCUGGCAUGGUCAGCGAUACUUUUGAUAAAAUUGAUAAGAAGUUCGGAAAGCACCCAGAUAUUUUGGUUAACAAUGCAGCUGGUAACUUCAUAAUGGCAACUGAGCGUCUUUCUCCAAAUGCCCACGGAACAAUUAUUGAUAUUGUUCUCAAAGGAACAAUGAAUGUUACCACGGAAUUGGGAAAACGUUGCAUUCAGAGUAAAACCGGAGCCUCCGUUACUUCAAUUACUGCUGCAUACGCACGUUCUGGUGCCCCAUUCAUUGUUCCUUCUGCUGUUUCUAAAGCUGGAGUUGAGAUAAUGACUAAGUCAUUGGCAACUGAAUGGUCAAAAUAUGGUCUUCGUUUCAAUGCAGUAUCUCCUGGACCAAUUCCAACAAAAGGUGCAUGGGGAAGAUUGUUUUCUGGAGAAAUGGGUGACGUCGCCGAAAAAAUGAAGGAAUUGAACCCAGAAGGACGAUCUGGAACUCCAGAAGAAGUUGCGAAUUUAGUGGCAUUCAUCUCGUCAGAUCACAUGUCAUUUAUGAAUGGAGUGAUCAUCGAUUUGGAUGGUGGACAGCAACAUUUCAACCAUGGUUCCCAUAUGGGAGACUUCUUGCACACUUGGGAUCAGGAUACCUGGGGAGAUGUUGAGAACGUUAUUCGUGGAAGAACUGGAAAAGAGAAACCUUGAAUAUUAUGUUUUUAACGAUUAGGUUAUGAAUAAAUUUUGUUUGGAAU
Caenorhabditis elegans is the source of this 987-nucleotide messenger RNA. RefSeq names its product putative 2,4-dienoyl-CoA reductase 3 [(3E)-enoyl-CoA-producing] (gene decr-1.3). The record is from RefSeq and is marked reviewed. NCBI's taxonomy places the organism in Eukaryota, Metazoa, Nematoda, Chromadorea, Rhabditida, Rhabditidae. Bases 11 to 940 code for a protein of 309 amino acids. The transcript has 5 exons.